This is a messenger RNA of Linum trigynum, 291 nucleotides long. The record is from the annotation of a GenBank genome assembly. NCBI's taxonomy places the organism in Eukaryota, Viridiplantae, Streptophyta, Magnoliopsida, Malpighiales, Linaceae.
AUGAGAGCAAAUGCUCUGUCCUCUCUCCUCAUCGAGGGCUGCUCUUUUGUUUGGGUAAACUUCCUCUGCCUGCUCUCGAAUGGUGGGCGGGCGAUCCUUCAAGUCCUACUCCUCUACUCAGCCAUGGGUGCUGGUGGGGAGCAAAUGGCGUUGAGUUGGCGGCCGGUGAUUCUCGAGUUAGGGAUUGGAUCGGGCAUAUCUUGCAUGCGGCAGGGCGAGAAAAGGGAGUCGAGAAAAGCAAACGAUGGUGGAAUCCUGAUGGGGGAGGUGAGACUAGUCGGUGUCGGUUAG